Messenger RNA from Pseudomyrmex gracilis, 903 nucleotides. RefSeq names its product fibrinogen- and Ig-binding protein-like. Gene Ontology annotation, biological process: maintenance of presynaptic active zone structure; regulation of synaptic plasticity; neuromuscular synaptic transmission. Lineage: Eukaryota; Metazoa; Arthropoda; Insecta; Hymenoptera; Formicidae. The annotation marks the transcript as partial. Gene Ontology annotation, molecular function: structural constituent of presynaptic active zone. The record is from RefSeq and is a predicted model, not a curated record. Gene Ontology annotation, cellular component: cytoskeleton of presynaptic active zone. The transcript has 5 exons.
GUAGAGAAGAGUCAAGGCGAAGUAUACAGGCUCAAGGCCAGAUUGGAAAACGCUCAAGGCGAGCAAGAGAGUUUACGAGAAGAGUACGAUCGAGCACAGGCGUCUGUGGCUCGUCUUCACGCCGAGAGAGAUAAGGCAAUCGGCGAGCUUGAGAAAUCGCAGGAAGAGCUUGAACGUACGCAGGCUACUCUUGGUAAAGCGCAACUUCAACAGGAUAAGUUGCAAAAUCUUUUGGAUAAAACUCAAAGUGAGGUCGACAAGCUUCAAGAAAAGCUCGAUAAAACGCAGACCGAAGUUCGAAGAAUGCAAAUGGAAAGAGAGAAACAGAACUACGACUUUGAGAACUUGCAAAGUCAACUUGACAAAGCGCUAGGGCAGUCAACGAGAAUGCAGAAGGAACGUGAGACAAUUCAGCUUGAAGUUGAUCGGUUACAAGACAAAUAUGAAAAGGCUCAAAUUAUAAUGCAGCGGCUGCAGAAAGAACGAGAUAAUUUUCAAGAGGAAAUGGAAAAGAUGCAUGAGAGGAUAGAACUGCAGCAGAAUCAAAUAGGUAAAAUGCAACGCGAAAAAGAAAACGUGUUAUCGGAACUCGAAUUGGUGAAAGAGAGAUGGGAGAAAGCGCACAACACUCAUCAGAAAUUAACACUCGAACGAGACGAUGCUCAGACUGAAAUUCAGAUUCUCAAGGAGAAACUGGAAAAGACUCAGUAUUCUUUGAACAAAGCUCAUGAAGACCGGGAGAACACUACGAAAGAAUUUGAAAAGAUGCUGGAAAAAUAUGACAGGUCUAAGUUGAAUAGAUGUGCCUUGAAGGCCCAAUGCCCUGUAAGAAGACCGAUACACAGUCUUUGUCUGUACUUACUCAUUGUCAGUAGUUCCUUUGUCCUACCUGGCAAUUGCUGA